GACACCCUGACAUAGCCUUCUAGCGACUUUCUUGUAACGUCGUCGCAACAUUGUCUAAAGAAUGUUGCCAUUUAGUGCCGUCGUGUCUUCGACACACUCAGCAAAAAAGUGAUAUGCAUCUUGUAAAGCCUCGUGACCUAAGUCGUCAUUUGUUACAGAAAUUAGCGAGAAAAAUGUUCAACAAAGUCAUGCUCCCUCGCGGUAGUGAUCCCCCUUGUUUAUGAUGCAAAGCUUGUCCGGUAUGGUUUUACCUGGCGCGACUGGAAAACCCUCUCAUGACUCACCGCAGAGCAUAUUUAAGCUGGGGCAUGCAGUUUACAACUUCAGAGAAUCCACUUACGGAUCACACAAUCAAGCAAGCAAGCCAGCAAGCAAGCAAGCAAUUGGGAUCAUGAUUAUGGAGCUGCGUCUUACAACCUUUUUUUUUUUAUUGAUGUCGCUCCAGACAUGUGUCAAUGGAACGCCAAUCCAUCGAUGGUUUGAAGAUGAGCCUGGGAAACUUGCAAUCAACUGGAAAACUUGCAAAAAUAAGGCGAUUACACUAAAUCAGUUAGCGUGGGAAUUUCAAAUGAACAUGAAUGAAACAUGUAACAUGGCAGCUGAUGUAAAGGACAAUAUGAAGAUUGAAGCCCGUGACCUGUGUGAUCCUCUCAGUAUAAGUCAAACGAAGAAAUGUGUUGGGAGCAUAACAGAUGUACUACAGAACUUCGCUGGCAUCUUUGGGGAGGAUGGGCUUUUUCAGACAAGUGGUGUCCUGACUGAGACGGCCCGAAAAGUGAACACUGCUGUCACAGAGCUACUGAGAGAACUUGGGGAAACCGUGACUGGGCCUCGAGUCAACACAGAUCAAUGGAAACGCUGCAUCCUCCAGCGCCACUCAGUGGAGCGCCUCUUCUCGUUCUCUAUCCUCUCGGCACGUGUCUUCUCCUUUGUUGCUGAUCCUGAAAAGUCUGGAAUUGAGUCCUCCAGCCCUUGCAACUGAUGCAGGAAACGGAGCUAACUUUGAUCCGCCUUUCAGUAUUAGAUGAUAGGCAAGAGAUGGAUGGAUUAUGUGACAUGAUCAUAUUGGUCAAAAAAGUAAAAAACAUGUAGUAAUAAUAAUAAUAAUAAUGCAUUUUAUUUGUGACGCACUCUUCAUUCCAAAGAAUCAGAGUGCCAACAUUAUGCAUUGUGCAUUAUUUAUGCUCGGCUAAUUUAUAUUUAUUUAAGUAUUUAAUUUAUUUACUUAUUUAUUACAUUUUCUUGAUAUCUAUUUAUGAUUGAGACUAAUUUAUUCAAAAUAUCUGAUUUA
Clupea harengus (Atlantic herring) is the source of this 1291-nucleotide messenger RNA. RefSeq lists its product as uncharacterized. Lineage: Eukaryota; Metazoa; Chordata; Actinopteri; Clupeiformes; Clupeidae. The record is from RefSeq and is a predicted model, not a curated record.